UAGAGGAGCGUGAAGUUGAAAGUGUCAAAGAGCGGCCCAAGGAACUCACCCAAAUGAUGGCUGCAGCAGCUGAUGGUUUGGGAAGUAUAGCAAUAGAUACAACACAGCUGAACAUGUCCGUCACCGAUCCAACAGCCUGGGCAACCGCCAUGAAUAACUUGGGGAUGGUACCAGUGGGCCUGGCAGGGCAGCAGCUUGUGUCAGAUUCAAUCUGUGUGCCAGGCUUUGAUCCCAGCCUGAACAUGAUGACCGGAAUCACUCCAAUUAACCCAAUGAUACCAGGCAUGGGAUUAGUACCUCCACCACCACCCACCGACAUGUCUGUCGUCAAAGAAAUAAUUCACUGUAAAAGUUGUACGCUCUUUCCUCCAAACCCAAAUCUUCCACCACCUUCCACAAGAGAGAGACCUCCUGGGUGCAAGACGGUGUUUGUGGGAGGAUUACCUGAAAAUGCUACCGAGGAAAUUAUUCAAGAAGUCUUUGAGCAGUGUGGCGAUAUCACAGCCAUUCGGAAAAGCAAGAAGAAUUUCUGUCAUAUUCGUUUUGCAGAGGAGUUCAUGGUUGAUAAAGCCAUUUACCUUUCUGGCUACCGCAUGAGAUUAGGCUCCAGCACUGACAAAAAGGACUCUGGGCGCCUUCAUGUGGACUUUGCUCAGGCCAGGGAUGACUUUUAUGAAUGGGAAUGCAAACAGAGAAUGCUGGCCAGGGAAGAAAGACACAGACGUAAGCUGGAAGAAGACAGGCUUCGACCUCCCUCCCCUCCGGCAAUAAUGCAUUAUUCGGAACAUGAAGCCACUUUAUUGGCUGAAAAGCUAAAAGAUGACAGCAAGUUUUCUGAGGCCAUUACAGUGCUGCUCACCUGGAUUGAACGAGGGGAAGUCAACCGGCGAUCCGCCAACCAAUUCUACUCCAUGGUCCAGUCGGCCAAUAGUCACGUCCGCCGCCUAAUGAAUGAAAAAGCCAACCAUGAGCAAGAGAUGGAACAAGCGAAGGAGAACUUCAAAGAUGCCUUAACCGGAAUUCUCACUCAAUUUGAGCAGAUUGUGGCCGUUUUCAACGCUUCUGCCAGACAAAAAGCUUGGGACCAUUUCUCGAAAGCUCAGCGCAAGAACAUAGACAUUUGGCGAAAGCACUCUGAGGAGCUCCGGAAUGCUCACAGUGAACAGCUCAUGGGGAUCCGGCGGGAGGAAGAGAUGGAAAUGUCUGAUGAUGAGAGUACUGACACCCCUAAUAAAAAAAUGAGAGUAGACGAAUCAGCCCUGGCUGCUCAGGCCUAUGCUCUUAAGGAAGAGAAUGACAGCCUCCGGUGGCAGCUGGAUGCCUACAGGAACGAGGUAGAGUUACUGAAACAGGAGAAAGGGCAGCUCUUCCGCACUGAAGAAAACCUCACCAAGGACCAGCAGCUGCAGUUUCUUCAGCAGACAAUGCAAGGCAUGCAGCAGCAAUUAUUGACCAUCCAAGAGGAGCUGAAAAACAAAAAAUCUGAGCUGGAACAAGCAAAAGAAGAACAGAGUCACACACAAGCAUUAUUGAAAGUUCUACAGGAACAAUUAAAAAGUGCCAAGGAAUUAGCCGAGACCAAUGGCCACAGCCACGAGGAUGCAAAUGAAAUCAACGUGCUGACUGUGGCAUUGGUCAACCAGGACCGAGAGAAUAAUACAGAAAAACGAAGCCAAGGCUUAAAGUCAGAGAAGGAGGCACUACUAAUUGGUAUCAUAUCAACAUUUCUUCACGUCCAUCCUUUUGGAGCCAAUAUAGAAUACCUUUGGUCAUACAUGCAGCAGCUGGAUUCUAAGAUUUGGUGUGGGUCGCCAUUGAAUGCUGUUGACCGCAUGGCACAGAUACAAGGAUCCCUUGCCCGCCUUAAGCCCAGGAUUGGAGUCAAAGAUGAGGAGAAUUUGGAGUUUCAUCACAACAAUAUCCUACCUGCUUUCCAGAUGUGUGACUCAGUGAUGAGGUCCUUUUACUCUGAGAUGAAGAAGCCUUUCACUGGCUCCUGA
This is a messenger RNA of Gracilinanus agilis (Agile Gracile Mouse Opossum), 2000 nucleotides long. It is a transcript of the gene ENOX1, whose product is annotated as ecto-NOX disulfide-thiol exchanger 1. NCBI's taxonomy places the organism in Eukaryota, Metazoa, Chordata, Mammalia, Didelphimorphia, Didelphidae. The coding region runs from base 54 to 2000 and encodes 648 amino acids. Gene Ontology annotation, cellular component: plasma membrane; external side of plasma membrane. Gene Ontology annotation, molecular function: RNA binding; protein-disulfide reductase activity. Gene Ontology annotation, biological process: ultradian rhythm. The record is from RefSeq and is a predicted model, not a curated record. The transcript is spliced from 14 exons.